UCUGUACCUCCCUUUCUCACUAUUGCAUACACCUUUACCCAUCUUCAUUCUCUCUCUCUCUCUCUCUCUCUCUCUCUCUCUCUCUCUCUCUCUCUGUAACCUCUUCCGGUAUCCAUGUGUCUGGUCUUGGCUGGGCAGGGGCAGGCCGGUCCCAGUUACCUACAUACCCUGGCUGCGUGUCGCCUGGCCCUGCCCACACCCUCAGGCAGUUAGGGAGCCACAGUGCCAGUAUCGGUGCCAGCUGCCGCGCGCUGAGGGCCUGGCUAUAGUGGUGGGCGCCUGUGUGACUGUGUGGCUCUCUCCCCUCACGUGUGCCCCGCCCUCAGUGAAAUAACCCCCUCGAACUGAGCCUCCUCUUUCAUCUCUUGCAACUUUUCGUCAGUAGUUUAGUCGAGUCAGUGCCUUCUGCAGAGUCUCCAGGAGUUCCCCAAGGGUUUGUUUUGGUAUUAAGCGAUUUUUCUGGUGCCUAAGGGAAGAUUCUGUUUGGACUUUCCUGCGUGUGUUUUGAGGCGUUGUCUGCCCCGCGAGCGAUCUCCUGCCCUCUCCGUCACCCUCUCCGGCCCGAGUCUGCUGCCACCGCUGAUACUACUGCUGCUGCUGCUGCUGCUGCUGCUGGAGUGGUGAUCGUCGUCUUGCUUUUGUGAUGACCAUGGAGAGAAAGUGAGCGAGUGAGAUAGAGAAAGAGAGAAAGGAAGAACGACAUGGGAGAAGAAACGAAGUACUGUGGAAAUUGCAAGAGGGAAGUCUCAUCCACCAACUUCACGGUCCACACAGUCCACUGCCACCGGAACAUCGCCCUGUGUCCGCUGUGCAAGGAACCAGUGCCGCGCUCCACCUUUCAGCAACACCUGCAGACGGAACACGAGGAAGUCAGAUGUCCGAAAUGUGGUGCAGAGAUGGAACCUGCUAGAGUUUUCGCCCAUGAGAAGGAGGAGUGCCCGAAGCGCCUCCUCACCUGCCAGCACUGUGAGUUGGAGGUGCAGGCCAGUGAGCUGCAGAAACACGUUGAGUACUGUGAGGCGAGGACUGAGCGGUGUAAGGGAUGCACCAAGUACGUUCAAGUCAAGCAUCUGCAGUUUCAUUACGAGAGUGACCACCGCUACCUGAGGCCUGAGGAUAAAGCCGGCCGUAACAGCUCCGACGAUGAAGCAAGUGAUGAGUGUCCAAUCUGCCUGGGUCCCUUCACACUCCCGCUGGCCCUGGAGUGUGGCCAUACCUUCUGCAUGGUGUGCGUCAAGGGCAUCGCCAACACCACCAAGAACUGUGCCAUCUGCAGAAGAGAUAUACCAAGGGACAUGCUCAUGGACGUAAGGUUCUGCCGCGAGGAGGAGAUCAUCAAGAACUACGUGAACAAGCCGCGGAACAAGAAGAACACGCGUAGCCACAGCGUUCCCAACAGAAGCUCUUACACUGCCACGCCCACACGCCGCCUCGUGCACCACACCACGCAGGACUACGAUGACAUGGUGAACGCGCUCCUGUCCUCCCGCACCUCCUCCACCUCCUACAGGUACCAGCGGCCCUCCAACACCCACACCCCUCCCUCCUACACCCCCUACUCCUCCUCCACCACCUCCACCACCACCUCCUCCACCUCCUCCUCCUCCUCCACCUCCUGCCAAGAAUCUUGCCAAGAAUCCUGCAGCGAGAACAAGGAAUCUGUGAACGAUGACGACUGCUGCUGCUCCUCCUCCUCCUCCUCCUCCUCCUCCCCCUCCUCCUCCCCUUCCUCCACCUCCUCCACCACCACGACUACCACUAGCCCCUCCACACGCGUCAAUACGACCUCCAGCACCACCAGUUCCUACACCAGGCCCUCCACCACGACCUCUUCUACUACUACUACUACUACCCCAAGGGCUACUACUACUACUACUACCACUACUACAAGGUCUACUACGGUUCCUGCCACGCCGAGGACCACCACAGCUCCUUCCCCUUCCUCUUCCUCCUCCUCCUCUUCCUCCUCCACCUCCUCCUCCCCCUCCAGUCUCUCCAAUGGCGCUCGUCCCCGCAGACCCACAUCUCUCGCUCUGGAGACAAUGUCCACGCUGAGCUCUCUCUCUGCCGCCACCAGCCCCUCCUCCCGCACUGAAGACUCCACCAGGACGCGCCCCCCGAGGAACGCCACACAGGAGCAGUACGACCGCUGGCUUGCCUUUCAGCUGGCCAAGGCGGAGGACGACUUACCUGCCGCGGAGUUCAACAGGAAGCACAAGCCAGCAUUCAAGAGGUCCCUGUCCAUGCCAGAGCGACCCCUCCCCCGGCGCAGCACACGACGUCCCCCCGCCUCUCCAAGGACCCUCCCCUCCUCCUCUUCCUCCUCCUCUGCCUCCUCCUCUUCAAGCACCACGCCCAUCAGCAAGUCCUCGAGUGACUCCAACGCCACCACGAGCAGCAGCAGCAGCAGUGUGUUGAGUACAGGAGCGCGCCCCAAGAACACCCGCCUGAAGAAACGUGUGUCCUUCAGAGAGGAAACGACCCCCGUGCGUCGCGAGGCCCCCGUGCUGCUGCCGUGUGAGUUCUGCGAUGAAAUGUUCUCAGAGCGUGACCUGAUGCGGCACCAGACCAGCUGCGACAAGAACGAGACGCAGCUGCCCAGGACCUCCCGCCUCACGCCCAUGUCCACGCCGCCCACCAGCCCCUCCUCCAGCGCCUCCUUCAUCCCCUCCUCCACCUUCAGUCCCUCCUCCUCCAGCUCCUUCAUCCCUGCUGCCUCGUCUUCCUCCUCUGCUGCUGCUGCUUCGUCUUCUGCUACAGUUUCCACAGCUGCCUCGUCCUCUGCUGUAACCUCAUCAUCUGCCACGACUUCCUCCUCCUCCUCCUCUUCCUCCUCCGCAAAUACCGUCAGGCCCAGGACAGCCGCGCCCCGCCCCUCCGUCACCACCUCUGCAAGAAGGUCCAGUGCCGGCACGGAAGCCUCCAGCAGGGCCAGUCCAGCUCCUGCCCCUGCCAGGACCCCCGCCUCGCCUCAGCGCAGGAGCCCCACGCUGAGCCCCCCGCCCCACGCAGGAACGCCGCCUCCCGCCACCAUCACCAUCGUGGACCGUCCCCCGCCCUCCGUGGUGGUGUCAGCAGCCAGCGUCAGGCCCUUCAGCGAGAGCCCCGCUCCCAGCGCCUCCACCAGCAGCGCCUCCGUCUGCACCUCGCCCUCCACCAGCUCCUCCGCCUCCCCCGUGCCCGCCCCCACCUCGGCGCCCGCGGACACGCCCACCACGGACCUGGAGAUGGAGGAGAUGGAGGAGGAGACGCCCUACAUGCGCCCACGCCGCGGCCGACUGCUGUCCUCCGCCAUCUUCUCCUGGCGCAGCAUCUCGGCCACGGGCGCAGCCUCCCGCAGGGGGUACAUGCGCUCCAACACGGCGCCCCUCGAGGACACGGGCGUGGACGAGGACGAGGAGAUCCCCGCGCCCCCCGUCCUCACCAGUCUGUCAGCCACCCAGCUGCCGCCCACGUCCCCAGAGCCCCAGAGCACCCCGCCCCCCGGCCGCCGACAAGCACCCUCCCCGCCCCCAGCCCGCGCCACCCCUGCCUCGCCCCCUACCAGCCGCCGCCCUGCCCCAUCACCCCCACCAGCAAGGCCACCGCCCCCCGCCUCUCCCCCGCAGUCCCAGGAGCGCCCCGAGACCGUCUUCGUCAAGAACCCCAACAAGUACCGCGCUCCCCCGCCGCCACAGCCCCCGCAACCCCCAGCACAGCCCCCGCAGGCACCCCAGACGCAGGCCAAGACACAAACAACCACACAACCCCUGCAACCUACAUCACAGCCCUCGCAGGCACCCCAGACGCAGGCCAAGACACAGACGCCCACACCACAGCCCAAAACAGCAACAACAACAGCAACCAAAACACAAACACAGCAAGUCAAAACGUUUUCUUCCACCACCUCCACGUCCUCCACGACCACUACAGCCUCUUCUUCUUCCUCCUCCUCCUCCUCCACCCGCAAGCCCACCGCCCCCCCGCCCCCCAAGAAGCAAGGGGAGGCUAAGGGGUCGACGCAGCAGCUCAAUGGGUUCCGAUUCGACAGUCAGCCCAUGAUGGUGGGUGGCAUAGAAGAUGGGAUUCCGUGUGAGUUCUGCAGUAAAGUGUUGCCGAGUAGCAAGUUUCAAAGCCACCAGACAAUGUGUGAGGCAGCAACCCGGCCACCCACCCUACGCCCAACGUCUCCUGCACCAGCUGAGAGGCCCGCCAGACCCCCCCGCCCGUGGAAAAGCCCGAAACGAGUAAAGCCAAAAGCCCCAUCCCAGCAAGACACAAGAAGGGCCCUGCUCCGCCGCCCCCUUCAGAGGAGCAGCCCAAGGACGCCCCCCAGCCCGCCAAAGGGGAGGAGGGACACAAAGCUAGAAAGUCCUCCCCCGUCAGGAACAGAAUGGAGAGAUCCCACUCCGUCAUGGAUGAGCGAGUGUGCUACAGCGAGAAGGUACGAAUCAACAGACACCUGCAGCGAACCAACAGUAUCAAGGAGUCCAGUUCUCGCACCAGCCUCUACAAAGACUCCUCCUCCUCCCGCGCCUCCUACUGCAGCCCCAGCCCGAGUCUCGCCCGCCGGUGGAGCUCCAGAGAGGUCCUACACGGCAACAGUCUGGUCUCCGUCGUCUUUCGCGCCGUCCUCCUGCUGGGGUGGCAGUAGUAGCAGUCUGUACGGCGCCGGCCUCUCCUCCUCUGGCGUGUCUUCAGGUCUCUCGUCAGGCUACACGUCAGGGCACGGUUGGGCGUCUCCCCUCAGCUUCCUGCGUGAUGAUGUGAGGGGAAGGCUCUCCUCCUCCUCCUGCGCCGCCGCCGCCUCCUCCGCCUCCUCGUAUUAUGGCGGAGUCAGAUACAGAGAACGAAGCGUGAGUCGAGCAAGACCCACCUCCCUCUACACAACCAGUGACGCGUGGGGCUCCCUCCUCGACCUCCACUCUCCCACUCGACAGUUCAACAUUGCUGAUACAUUUUCGUCAGCCUCUCUAGCUUAUAUGCCUACGAAGCGGCCUAGUAAAAAAUACAGAGCGCCGCAGCCCCCUUGCAAGACUGCCUGAUCCACACCUGCCCACACCUGUCACGAAGGAAGCAAAGAUGGAAGGAAGGAAGGAAGGAAGGAAGGAAGGAAGAUGUGUAGAAUUAGCAAUCAUGAAAAGCUGAAGGAAAAAGAAUGAAGGAAAAAGGAAGGAUAGAAGGAAGGAAGGAAGGAAAGAGAAGGGAAGGAAAGGAAGAUAAUUUAUAUGUAGAGAAUUUACUGAUGAGAAAGGCAGAAGAAAAGAAUGAAAGAAGUGAUAUAAAUUAGUUUGCAUUGAAAGAAGGAAGGAAGGAAAUAGGUAAGGAUGAAGAAGAUAAAAAAAAUGUAGAGUGAAUACAAAAAGAAUGAAGGAAGUGAUAAAACUUAGUGAUGAAGGAAGGAGAGAAGAGAAAAUGAGAGAAAAUAGGAAACAGAAAAGGACAAGAAUGUUUAACAAGGUAAGAAAAGAAGAACGAAGGAAGAUAAAAGGAGGGGGAAGAGAAAGGAAAGAGAAAUGAAAGACAAUAAAAGAAAAUAGAGAGAAGAAGACAAAGCAGAAGAAAGAAGGGAAAAUGAAGAAACAAAAAGACAAAAGAAUGAAAAGUAGGAAAAAGAGGAAAACAAAAAAAGAGAAAAAGAGAAGAAAAAAAGAGAAUAGGAGAAAAAAAGAAGAGGGAAAAAAACAACCACGGAAAAUUGAAUUCGUAUAUCAAAAGGAAAAAAAAAGUAGAAAAGGAGGAAGAGGAGGUGAAGGACAGAGGGAGAGAGAAACGAGAAGAGAAGCAGAGAGGAAGAAAGAGAGGGAGGGAAAAAAAUGGAAAAGGAUGAGAAAGUGAAGGAUGGAGGGAGAGAAAGAGCGAGGAGAAAGGAGACCAGAGAUGGAGAGAGAGAGAGAGAAAGCAAGAAAGGGUAAAGAGAAAAGGAAAAAAAGAACAGAGGUGGAUAAAAAGAAGAAAAGUAAGAAAAAGAGAAAAAGAAGUAGGAAAAAAUAUACAAAAUGAGGAAAAGAGAAGAGAAAGGAGAGCAGAAGUGUAGAGAGAGAGAGAGAGAGAGAGAGAGAGAGAGAGAGAGAGAGAGAGAGAGAGAGAGAGAGAGAGAGAGAGAGAGAGAGAGAAAGGAGAGAGAGAGAGAGAGAGAGAGGAGAGAAAGGAGAGAGGAAGGGAGAGGUGAGGGUAAAGUCCUGCACCGGAUUUCUCAACUCCCCAAGGAAUCCUACGGCGAGAUUAGACUUCCCUCACCUCCACACCUGCCCCUCCACACCUGCCCUCCACACCUGCCCUCCACACCUGUCCCUGCACACCUGCCUCUGCCUGAUUACACCUCCACUCGCCUCCUGGUGUUGGCACGACUGACUCACCUUGGCCAUGACACGUGUGGGUGAGAGUUAGUUAGAGAGAGAGAGAGAGAGAGAGAGAGAGAGAGAGAGAGAGAGAGAGAGAGAGAGAGAGAGAGAGAGAGAGAGAGAGAGAGAGAGAGAGAGAGAGAGAGAGAGGAAGGGUGGAUUUCCUGUGUAUUUCUGGUGGUGUACAUUUUUUUUUGUGUCUAUGUCUCUCUCUCUCUCUCUCUCUCUCUCUCUCUCUCUCUCUCUCUCUCUCUCUCUCUCUCUCUCUCUCUCUUGUACUGUAAUCUUCUUGUCCUGUUAUCUUAAUCCUCUUUUUUGUCUUCCUUUUUUGUUGCUGGGAUUUACUUGGAAGGAGUUUUGUUAUUAGUCUUCUUCUUCUUCUUCUUCUUCUUCUUCUUCUUCUUCUUCUUCUUCUUCUUCUUCUUCUUCUUCUUCUUCCUCCUCCUCCUCUUCUUUUUCUUUUCUAUUUUUUAUUGUUGUUGCUUUCCAUUAACCUUUAUUAUUUUUCUAAGGAGUUGGAAUUGUUGAGUACGAGUUUUAAUAUUGUUCUUUUUGUUCCUCUUCUUCUUCUUCUUCUUCUUCUUCUUCUUCUUCUUGUUCCUCUUCUUCUUCUUCUUGUUCUUCUUGCUCCCUAUUCUUAAUUUUUGUAAUCUUGCUUAUUUAUUUUUUUUUAUUGAGGUAAAGAGAUUUGUUUCUUUUCUCCUCCUCCUCCUUUUUAUCCCCCUUUUCUUUUUCAUCUUCCUCCUCCUUCUCCUCCUCCUCCUCCUCCUCCUCCUCCUCCUCCUCCUCCUCCUCAUCUUCCUCCUCCUCCUCCUCUCACUGGAUUAAAAUAGAGGAGCUUAUCAAAAGAGUCUCGUCAGGGAAAACAAGUCUGCUGCUGUUGCUUGUUCUUCCUUUGUCUAUCUCCUCCUCCUCCACCUCCUCCUCCUCCUCCUCCUUCUCCUCCUCCUUUUCCUUCUCCUCCUUCUCCUCGUGUCCUCCUAUCAUUAAUCCUUAUUCUUAGUGGCCCUUCACUUCUGCCUUGUGCUCCCAUGCGUCUCUCUCUCUCUCUCUCUCUCUCUCUCUCUCUGGGUUCACGUUGUUUUUUUCGUUUUCUCGCUGUAAAUAUAGUAAGUUCACCCGUUCCUGUCCUUUCGCUCUAAAAUUGUGGCUAUGUAAAUUUUGGGUCUUUUUUUUGGUUUAAGUGACUUUUCUGUAUAUGAGAGAGAGAGAGAGAGAGAGAGAGAGAGAGAGAGAGAGAGAGAGAGAGAGAGAGAGAGAGAGAGAGAGAGAGAGAGAGAGAGAGAGUCGAGGAAAUAUUUACGGUUUUUUAGGUUAAUUGCAAAAAAAAGGUAUUGUUGUUUAUAUUAUCACCAUUACUUUUUUCCCUUUCUCUCUCUCUCUCUCUUUUUUUUUUUAGGGUAAUAUUUUUGUGGUGUCAUUUUUUGGUGAUGCCUGGAGUGGUGACGGUGGUGAUUCCUUUUUUUUUUUUUUUUUUUUUUUUUUUUUUUUAAGAUUUUUUUGUGAAGGUCAUCACGCCAUCAUCACCAUCAGCUGACUAUCGAACGACCUCGCUAAUGGCGGUUGUAAUGGCGGUCCUCUAUUUGAUGACGGUUGUCUCCUUUGUAUAUAUAAUUUUGGUGUUUACGUCAAGUGUUCCUUAGGGUGUUAUUGCAAUGUGACCCCUUGUUCUCGCCGCAACCACUGCCACUCACGCUGUCACACUACUGUUACUGCUACUACUACUGCUACUACUACAACAACUACUACUACUACUACUAUUGCUACUACUACUACUACCUCAUUCAGCAAUACUGAAACUACUAAUGCCACUACAAGCAAUAUAUUCCAGUGCAACACCUCUACUACUACUAUUACUACUACUACAACAACAACAAUACAUGCAGUACCUUACACUAAACCACUGCCAGUCACUGCAACCACCAGCACUGCCAAUGUCACUGCCUACUUACUAGUUAAUAACACAAGGUACAGACUGAGGUGCCUUUCCUUGUGGUCUUCCUAAUCACUAGUACAAUCAGGUAACUUCGCCAGGUGUACUAAGGGAGCUCUGGUACUAGAAUGAGAGGUACUAGUUGGUAUGUUACUAGUACUGGUUCAUUUAAAGCCCCCAUGUACUCUCCUAUUUGUACACAGGUAUUUCACAGGUGUUGUUAUCUGCAGGUACCUUUUUUUGUAAUACCUGUUGAUGUAUUUUCUUUUUAUUGGGUUUGGAAGAGAUGGGUGUUGUUUAUUGAAGUGUUGUUUGUGUGUGUGUGUGUGUGUGUGUGUGUGUGUGUGUGUGUGUGUGUGUGUGUGUGUGUGUGUGUGUGUGUGUGUGUGUGUGUGUGUGUGUGUGUGUGUGUGUGUGUGUGUGUGUGUGAGUGUGUGUGGUGAAAAAAAGGAAGUAAAAUAGAGAAAAUGUACUUUAUUUUGCUUCAGUUCCAAGGAGACUGAAUCAACAGACUAGUUUCUUUUCAUAACGACAUCAAAAUGAAGGAAAACAAACACAGAAGCACGAAAGGGAAACGAAUGAAGACGAGAAUAACUGGUGACUCCUUCAAACUACACAAAACUGAUCACAUUUCGUUCUUAUUAAGUGUUGGAUUAAUUAUUUCACAUUUAAAUUAGAGGAUCAAGAAAAGAGAGAAAAAAAAAAAGGUAGAAAAAUUACAAGGCUUAUAAUUUACAUAUAAAAAAAAAGAAAAGUGUUUAAUACCCAUUUCCACAAACAUAUAGGAUUUAAAAAAGGUUACCAUGUUUUUUAAGACUUCAAACAACAUUUUUUUUCCUUCAUCGAAAGUAGGAAAAAGGAAUAAAAAAUAAAAAAAAAAAACAAUUUAAUUUCCGUCUACAUAAAGGAUAAAAAAUACUCCAAACUUUUCAAAACCUUCAAAUAAGAGUGUUUUUUUCUCUCCUUUUUUCCCUCAUAGAGUAUCCAAUCCUCUUUAGCUCACAACGAGAGGAACAAAGUAUAAGGAACAACAGAAGUGUGGAACGUGAUACAAACGACUUCCAAUUCCCUACCAUUGUGUGUUUUUGUAGCAGUAAAUCCUCUUUUUGCUGAAUUAGGAGGAUCAGGGCGAGCUGGGGAGGGAGAGAGGGAGAGAAGGAGAGAGAGAUAGAGUAGAGAAGAGGAUUCUAUUCCCUUUGUUGUUAAUGAAGAGAAACAGACACACGUGGGGUUGUUGGUUGACUGACUGACUGACUGACUGACUGAUUGACUUAUUGAAUGACUGAUCUCCUCCUUCCUUCUCUCUUUUCUCGUUUAUUUCCUCCCUCUUCUUUUAUCCCUGCCUUUCCCUCCCUUCCAUCUCUAUCUUUCCCUCCUUCCUUCUUUCUUUUCUCGCUUAUUUCCUCCCUCUCUUCUUCCAUCCCUACCUUUCCCUCCCACCUCCACCUUUCCUUCCUUCUCUCCAUCGCCCCCUCCAAAUUUCAUUCCUAUCUCCCUCUCCCUCCAUCUUUCCUCUCUGUCCACCUUCCUCUCCCCUCCUUCCCUCCCAUCCACCUUAUUAUAAGUGAAAUAAGAUGCGAUUUGGGUCUAAUAUUUGAAACAGGGGUGAAAUAACGAGAGAGGGAUGAGAGUCUGUGAAAAUUAAUACUACUUGUUGUUGAAUGGUAGGAGUGUAAAACUGUAAAGAGGUUUGAAAUAUUAAACGUAAUAUUAAGAGAUGAAGAGGGCAAGUAAAGGAAGCCAGUUGAAUUAGAUGUAUAGUAUUAUUUAUUAAGUGUUGUUACUUGAUGAAAAGUUGUGAGGAUUGUAAAGAAGUGAUCGAUAAGUAUGAAAAGAGAGAAGUGUUUUGAAAGUGGCGGACAGUUCGGGAAAAGUAGGAGAAAUUGUUAAAAGUGGCUGAGAAGAAGGAAAAGAGUUGUGAAAAGUGUUAUGAGGUGGUUAAUAAGUAGAAGAAAAGAGGAGAAAGUGUAAAAGUCAAUGAUAAGUAGGAAGAAAGGUAAUGAAGGGUGCUAAAAAGUGUCUGAUAAGUGGAAAUGCUUCUGAACAGUGGCUUAGAAAAACAAAUGAGAAACUAAGAGAAGAUACGAAAGAACAAAAAAAGUAGAACAGAAGAGCCUACAAACCAAAAAUAAUAAAGUAGAAGGAAAGGCCGAAAAUAAAGAUAAAAAAAAAGCUUGAAAAUCGAAGACAGCAGACGGAAAAGAACAAAACAAAAAAAGAAGAAGCUUGCAGACAAAAAUAAAGAAAAAAAAAGAACAAGAGUAGAGAAAAAGACUUGAGGAACAAAAAGAAAAGCUCAGAAAAGAACAAAACUAGAACAAAAAAAGCCAUAGAACCGAACAUAAGGAUGCAAACAAA
Messenger RNA from Scylla paramamosain (green mud crab), 10614 nucleotides. Its product is annotated as mucin-2-like. NCBI's taxonomy places the organism in Eukaryota, Metazoa, Arthropoda, Malacostraca, Decapoda, Portunidae. Gene Ontology annotation, molecular function: zinc ion binding. Gene Ontology annotation, cellular component: mitochondrion. The record is from RefSeq and is a predicted model, not a curated record.